This is a messenger RNA of Blepharisma stoltei, 1617 nucleotides long. The record is from the annotation of a GenBank genome assembly. Lineage: Eukaryota; Ciliophora; Heterotrichea; Heterotrichida; Blepharismidae.
AUGCACUCCAGGCAUGAAUCUUUAAAAUCUCUUGGCCAAAAACCUCAAAAGAAGAUUAUCGCUCCUUUUAAAAUUAUUCGUUAUAGCCCAAGUCUGGAAUCACAAGUUGUUGUCAGCAGCAGAAUCGAGAUUAAAAAGAAAAUCGACAUAAAAGGGAGCAUGACGCAUAGAAGAAAAGCUAAUUUAAGCGACACACAAGUGCUAAAAGAUCUUUCCUUUGAAAAUUUUGUAUAUAAAUCACCCACAAAUGUAUUUGAAAAUACAAGCAAUCAAAAUAACUGGAUAAGAAUGAAACAACUUAGCUGAAAAAAUUCAUCCUUAAGACACACACAAAUGGUAAAUUCCCCAAUCAGCCUCAUUAAAAUAAGAAAAAGCUCCUCAAUCAUAAGCAAAGACUCAAUAAAACCCUCCAAAAAAUUUUUGGUGCCUUUCCUAACUAAAUUUAUAUCUACAGAGAUUUCACACAUCCCAUACUUCAAUAUGAAUUUAGCUAAAAAAGAAGAGCCAAAUAAAGAAAGCCCACGACUAAAUCAGUUCUCUAAGCCCAGCAUUGCAAUUUUUGACACAAAAUGUACAGGAGGAUCUAUGCCUAAUAGCCGAGAAGGGUGCCAAGUUGCAAUUGUUGCAGAAAAGAUGUAUUUAUAUGCAGGAGAAAGCAGGAUUUUGCAUCCUGACGUAAGAGAGCUUGACUUGAUUAGUUGGAAAUGGAAUAUUUUGAAUACUCAGUAUUGCCCUCAAGGGAGAGCUGGGCAUUCUAUGGUAGUUUUUAAGAAGAAAAUUGUGGUUUUUGGAGGUUAUGCGUCGCAUACACAUGAUGGGACAAGAAGAUGCACAGCAAAGCUUAAUAUCCUUUCUCUCAAAGACCAAAAAUGACAAAUAUUUACAGGCUCAGGCCAAUUGCCCCAGGCAUUAAGAAAUCAUGCUGCAAGCAAAGUAGGCCGAUUUAUGGUGGUCUAUGGAGGAAUGAAUCAAAGAGGCCACACAACAAAUUGUUUAUAUAUAUAUGACUCCAAAGCUAAAGAAUGGUCAAUUCCAGAAAUAAAUGUCUUUGAUGAUCCUGGCUUUAGAUCACAUGCAACUCUGACAGGAAUUUUUUCUAAUGAGCAGCUUUUAGACUACCGAAGCAAUUUAUUUGAAAUCCAAGCCAAAAACCCUUUUCAGAUCUCAAAUGUAGGCUUCUACUUAUUUGGGGGCCUAAACUUUGAGUACAAGCCUUGCAACUGGUUCCACUGCCUUCAUAUCGUAAAUGAUAGCUUAAACUGAAUAGAAAUUAAAUCUGAAAAUGCUCCUUCACCAAGAUAUUCCCACUCUGCCUGCACAGCAAACUAUAGACUUUACAUUUUUGGAGGGAGGAAUGACGACUUAUAUGGCCAAGGAGGGUCAGAACUAAAUGAUUUGCAUAUGUUUAAUGUAGAAAACCUCAAGUGGGAAAGAGUUGAUAUUAAAGGAAGUGAGCCAGAAGGUAGAUGAGGCCACUGUAUGGCUUCAUAUGGAUCAAAACUGCUAGUUUUAGGAGGAAUGACCCAUAAGAAUUUCAUAUCUUCUCAGCUGUGCUAUUUUGAGACUAAUGCAGAUGUAGUUGAAGAGGUACUUUCAAGGAAUAAAAAUGGGAAAUAG